GGAUGUUAAAGGAACAGAUCCACAAGGUGAAAGAGCCAGUUUGGAACUGGUGAGGAAAGAGUAAAAUCUGAAUUCCCAACUCUUUUUCUUUUCACAGCUGUUAAGAGUUCAGUGGGUUGAACUGCAAUCCUUCAAGUUCAUCUGUUGACUCCAACACAAAACUAUUAUAAACUGUGCCUCUAAAACACGUGAUGAAACAUUUCUUGAGAGCUAUUUAUUCCAACUGCAGCAGAGGAAAGUUUUCAGAACACCCWGCAUUUGGUGGAGGAAAGGUCUCUUGAGCUUUGCAAAAGGAGGAAUUAUUUGCAUACCAGAGCUUUAGCUGUGGUAAAACACUUUCCAUGCUGAAGAUGGACCAUGCAAACGUGACCCAAGCUAUGCUCGACGCUGAAUCCCCCAGCACGGAGAAGAACAACAGCAAYGAGUAUUUUUACAUUCUGAUCGUCAUGUCUUUCUACGGGAUCUUCCUGAUAGGAAUAAUGCUUGGCUACAUGAAAUCCAAAAGGAAAGAGAAGCCAUCYAAUCUGCUCCUGCUCUACAAAGACGAGGAGAGAGAGUGGGGGGAAGCUGUGAAGCCGCUGCCCACGGUGGCGGGGCUGAGGUCUGUGCAGCUGCCCAUGAUGCUGAACAUGCUGCAGGAGAGCAUGGUGCCCUCCCUGUCCUGUGCCAUCUGCUCCAUGGAAGGCAGCAGCGUCAGCUCCGAGUCCUCGUCCCCAGACGUGCACUUCACCAUCCAGGAGGAAGUGCUGGAUACCGAACUGGGGGAAGUGUCAGAAACGCCCCUCAACGAGAGCAGCGAGGGCUCCGUGGAAAACAUCCACAAGAACUCCUAGCACUUGCAGGGCUCCCUUCAUCAGCUGCAAAAGCGUGAGUGGAGCUCCCACCAAGAACUCGUGGCUCUGCUUUUCUGCUCUCCAAUGGACUCUGAACAGGUAUCUGUGCUCCUGGGCCCACGGGGUUCCUGAGAGCUAGCAGGACAAGGAAGCGAUGGUCCCCAACUUCAAAGUGUAACUUGCACAUAAUUGGGUUGCUUAAUUUUAAUUUUYCCAUUAUUAUUUCUUACUCUGAAAGCUAAGGACACGGUGAAUAUAUUUGUAUUUUAUAACGAGGUCAUUAUUGCUGGCAUGUCUCUGCAUAUUUCAGAAUUCUGUAAAUGUCUGGGAAACGUUUGGGGAAGUUGCCCUCACUCAAGUGCCUGGUUCUCAAAGAUGAUGGGCGAUACUCAUUCACACAAAGCUGUGAUAGACUAGAAAUGCUCUCRCUGUGUUUUCCUUAUAACCCACAGCCAACAGCACAUUUGCUCAAUGAGGCCUCGAAAGCUGAGCUUGGAGGGAGAUUGCAGCCUGGUUGGAGGCUGACUUUAGGUACAGAAUGAAUGAAAGACAAAGCAGAAAAAAGGAGGCAGCGAGCUCCUGUGUGGUUUGUAAAUCCCCGUUUCAGACCCAUGACACUUUUCUGUGUGUUUGCUGAAGUUAUACCUGUGAUGGCUGGGUCAGUUCACACCUCCUGCUGCAAUCCAUCCUCUGACUGAGUUACUAACAGGAAAAGUGAUUCAGUUUUGUGGUUUUUUAUUGCUUAAAGACGUGCACAUUUGGUCGCUAAAGGCAAAGAUCUGUCGGUUAAAGGAGAUGUUAAAAGAUCUUUGUGCCAGGCU
This is a messenger RNA of Malurus melanocephalus (red-backed fairy wren), 1654 nucleotides long. RefSeq names its product potassium voltage-gated channel subfamily E regulatory subunit 4 (gene KCNE4). Gene Ontology annotation, cellular component: membrane. Gene Ontology annotation, molecular function: delayed rectifier potassium channel activity; voltage-gated potassium channel activity involved in ventricular cardiac muscle cell action potential repolarization; potassium channel regulator activity. The record is from RefSeq and is a predicted model, not a curated record. Gene Ontology annotation, biological process: negative regulation of delayed rectifier potassium channel activity; ventricular cardiac muscle cell action potential; regulation of heart rate by cardiac conduction. The transcript is spliced from 2 exons. Lineage: Eukaryota; Metazoa; Chordata; Aves; Passeriformes; Maluridae. Bases 342 to 833 code for a protein of 163 amino acids.